AUGGAAGAGUUUCCUGGUAUUACCACAGAGACUAGCAAGCUCCAUCUCCCUAGCACGUUCACACCACCAAGCUUCGCGGUCCAUUUGCAGACUCCUGCGCAACUCUCGACCAAGGUAUUGGCGUUCUUCAACGUGUCUCGAAUCCGAUGGGAUCAAGCGGCGUUUGUCCAUCAGCGACAAGGAGUCGGCGGAAAUCCAAUGUUUCGGUGGGUGACGGGUAACUCCACAA
Molecule: messenger RNA, 229 nt
Organism: Dicrocoelium dendriticum
Lineage: Eukaryota; Metazoa; Platyhelminthes; Trematoda; Plagiorchiida; Dicrocoeliidae
Source: the annotation of a GenBank genome assembly